This is a messenger RNA of Oppia nitens, 680 nucleotides long. RefSeq lists its product as uncharacterized. NCBI's taxonomy places the organism in Eukaryota, Metazoa, Arthropoda, Arachnida, Sarcoptiformes, Oppiidae. The record is from RefSeq and is a predicted model, not a curated record. Bases 24 to 680 code for a protein of 218 amino acids. The transcript has 2 exons.
GAGAGAGAGAGACCCGCAAAAAAAUGCAGUCAAUUAUUGUUAUACUACUAUCGGUGACCAUAUGUUUCAUUAGUCAUCAAUUGGUGGACAGUAAUGAUCUUAACAAUGACAACGAUUUUGGUCACCAAUUGUCACAUAACUACAUCCACUCGUCGUGUCCCGUGAUUACCGCUAAAUCGACCGAUAAUGAUAGCCCUAAGCGAUAUCCUCGUAGUUGGCAAUGGAUUAUUGAUGGCCAUCACAAUCUGGCCACAACUUGUUUGCCGCUAAUCUAUAGACGGCAAUCGAUGGACUGUUAUGUCACACGGAAACAGUUAUCGGUCUCCACACUGUCGGCCGACACUGUUGACCGCCGUCAACGUCCCGACACUUCCGGUAACUAUCGCAGGUCAACAUCAACAAUAACAACGCCAUCCGAGUCCUCCACGAAAUCGGCAGUUAGUCGUCGUCGUCGUCCUCCUAGUCCUCGACAUCGACCUCGACGUCAGCAAACAAUGACAACAAAAGCCGUCGGCAAAUGUGCGACAACUACUGACAUAUACUCGCAGUUUAUAACAUUUAUACUAAUAUUUAGUAUACUAUUUAUACUGACAAUUGGCAUUGAUUUGUGUGGACUACCGUCAAGUGGUGGGCGCCGCCACCGACGCCUCCUACUCAUCGAUGAUCGUCAUGUUUUAUAA